UCCAAAUUUUCAACACAACUCAGACAAAAGUGGUCGUUCGCAUCAAACCACGGAAUGAAUAGCUUGUUAAAGAUGUUUAAAUAUAUUAUGCACCUCUAUUUUAUCACAAUUACUCCAUUUCCAUUUUACGAAGCGACUCCACUGAUCGGACCUGAACCGGAUGUGCAAGUUGCAACUAUAUAUGAAAUGCUGUUUAUUGUGUCUAUAGGCUGGAAUAAAUCUUCAAAUUAUGGAAAAGAAGAAAAUAAUCAUUUAUGUGGAGGAUCUUUAAUAACUACCCAACAUGUUUUGACUGUUGCGAAUUGCUUUAAUUUCAGACAAAACUACCAUGAAAUUGUUGUGAGAAUAGGAUCAAAUAAUUUGAGAUUAGCUAAGCUUCAUACAAUAGAAUGGUGGAAAACUUACCAUGAAUGGCUCAAUAAGGCAAUUGAUCCAGUCAAUGAAUUAGCUAAUUAUGAUAUGGCUAUCGUAAAGUUGCAUAAUGCUGCGAGUUCAGAUAUUGAAUUACCUACAAUAAAAUAUAUGUCCUUCGAUAAUUUCAUUGGCAGAUUAGUAAUGACAGGAGGCUGGGGCAGGAUGGAAAAUGACAUAGUUUCAAGAAAUAAAAGGGUUGGAAAGUUUUUUGUAAUGGAUCCGAAUGAGUGUGAGCUUUUUAGACCGAACCGAUAUUUUUGUUCCACUUCACUUAAUGCUCGUAUGACAAAAGGAGACAGUGGCAGUCCUUUGUUGAUGAAAGAUGAGCAUACUUUAAUUGGGAUUCACAAAGGGGAAUGCAUAAUGAAUACGAGUACAGUACCUAGCCAUGUGUAUGUGCAUUUAUCUGUUAAUAAUGCCAGACAAUUCAUUAACGAAGUGACGCGAAUGUGAAACAAAUUAUAUCAAUCAUUACUAAUUAAAAUUUCCAAAUGUAUUUUUUGACAAAAUAUACUAUGUAAUUAAAUAUGAAAA
Messenger RNA from Phymastichus coffea, 948 nucleotides. RefSeq names its product serine protease 38-like. The transcript has 5 exons. The record is from RefSeq and is a predicted model, not a curated record. Bases 55 to 867 code for a protein of 270 amino acids. NCBI's taxonomy places the organism in Eukaryota, Metazoa, Arthropoda, Insecta, Hymenoptera, Eulophidae. Gene Ontology annotation, molecular function: serine-type endopeptidase activity. Gene Ontology annotation, biological process: proteolysis.